CGUCGCGCCACAGCUGUCUGAGAGCAUUGAGCUGCCUGGCGCCAUCCUCAAAGAAUGCCUUCACUGUAAAAAAAAAAGAGAAAAAAAAAAGAGAGAGAGAGAGGGCGAGAUAGAGUGGGGUGAGCUCAGUAAGAAAGAGAGACAGAAAGAGAGAGACAGGGAAAGAAAAAAGAAGUUAAGAGAGAGCGAGUGUGAAAGAAAUAGAGAGGUAGUGUAUGUGUGCGCGCGUGUGUGUGAGAGAGGAGAGAGAGAGAGAGAGAGAGAGACGGUCGGAGGGUGGGAGGCAGGGAGGGUGAGAAAGAGGGGAGUUGGUGUUGCGCGCAGGCACGGAGAUUUGAUGUGUGAGUGUGACUCGUGUCCUGGUCAGUGUGUGUGUGCACGUCUUCUACACACGCUUCUCGCGCGACCGCUUGUUGCUUCUGCAGAGAGAGAGACGACAACAAAACUUUGCGGGGAAGACACUCGAGCAGCUCGAUGCGGACUCGGCCGCAUCUGUGGAACUACUCUUCAUGGCAAAUUAGCGCAUUUCGUUAAAAGUGAUCGAAAGAAUUAUUUCCCUCUGAAAUAAGAAGGAAGCAACCUGUGGAUUUAACAUCGCAGGACUUUGGAUAGAUUUUUUUUUUUUCUUUUUUAUUUUUUUUUGUCUAGAUUUAUUGUUACCAAUUCUACUUAGUGCUGUGUGUGCGGUGAGUGCUGUGUGUGUAUGACCGCUCGCUGCCCGCUAUGGAAGUAAGCACGGAUCAGCCCCGGUGGAUGAGCCACCACCACCCGGUCCUGAACGGCCAGCACCCCGACUCGCACCACCCGGGCCUGGGCCACUCGUACAUGGACCCCUCUCAGUACCCGCUGGCCGAAGAUGUGGAUGUACUCUUUAAUAUCGAUGGACAGGGCAACCACGUCUCUCCUUACUAUGGCAACUCCGUGAGAACGGUGCCGAGGUACCCACCUCCACCCCACAGUAGUCAGGUGUGUCGCCCACCCCUGCUGCACAGCUCUCUGUCCUGGCUGGACAGCAGCAAAGCCCUGAGCUCCCACCCCAGCACAUCCCCCUGGAACCUGAGUCCCUUCCCUAAGUCCUCUCUGCACCACGGCUCCCCCGGGGCCCUCUCCGUCUACCCGCCGGCCUCCUCAUCCUCCCUGUCAGGGGGCCACUCCAGUCCGCACCUCUUCACCUUUCCCCCGACCCCCCCUAAAGAUGUCUCGCCGGAUCCAGCAAUUUCGACCCCUGGCUCUGGCAGCUCGGCCCGCCAGGAGGAGAAAGAGUGCAUAAAGUACCAGGUGUCGCUGGCAGAAAGCAUGAAGCUGGAAUCUGCUCACAGCCGGAGCAUGGCCUCCAUCGGAGCGGGGGCAUCUUCGGCCCACCAUCCCAUCGCCACGUACCCCUCCUAUGUCCCAGAAUACGGCCCAGGCCUCUUCCCACCAAGUAGCCUCAUAGGUGGGUCGCCUUCUAGUUACGGUUCGAAAACAAGACCGAAAACAAGGUCCUGUUCAGAAGGUAGAGAGUGCGUGAACUGCGGGGCCACGUCGACCCCCCUGUGGCGGCGGGACGGCACGGGCCACUACCUGUGCAACGCAUGCGGACUCUAUCACAAGAUGAACGGGCAGAACCGGCCCCUGAUCAAGCCCAAGAGGAGGCUGUCGGCUGCCAGGCGCGCGGGCACCUCCUGUGCCAACUGCCAGACCACGACCACGACGCUGUGGCGCAGGAACGCGAACGGGGACCCCGUGUGCAACGCCUGCGGACUCUACUUCAAACUGCACAAUAUCAACCGACCCCUGACCAUGAAGAAAGAGGGCAUCCAGACCAGGAACCGAAAGAUGUCCAGCAAGUCGAAGAAGAGCAAAAAGUCCCAGGAUGGCAUGGACGAGUUCUCCAAGAGCAUCAUGGACAAAGGCAGCUCCUUUAGCCCUGCAGCCCUGUCCCGACACAUGAGCUCCUUCCCUCCCUUCUCGCACUCAGGCCACGUGCUGGGCACCCCUACGCCCAUGCACCCGUCCUCCAGCCUGCCCUUCGCACCCCAUCACCCCACCAGCAUGGUCACAGCUAUGGGGUAGAGUCUUCAGCACCAGGCCCCUCUCCACCACCCACCCAAAAAUGACAUGCGUUAUGUUUGUUUAAAGUCAAGUGCACCUCUCGAGGACUGAAAGGCCCAACGGCCGAGCCAUUUCCCUCUUACUCUGGGAAGACGAGCUAUGGCCGAGUGAAAAGGAGACAGUUGGAGUUCACGGCUUUGCCGCUACCACGUUUCCCAGUGCAACUGCUUAAUCCGGAUUCCAUUCCUGUACAGAGAAAUCAUGUUUCAUAAAGAAGCAAAGAACAGAGAAGAAGAAGAAAAAUCAACCUAAUGUAGACCUACCCACCCUGUAAAACAGGGUCUCCCUGUGCUGUGAAAAAAGCGAGAGGAAAAGGACUUUGAAUAUAUUUGUACAAAUUGUAUGAAAUACAGUAAAUUUAAUGAAGACUUUUUAAUGGAAAAGACGCCUAUGGGCAGCUACGAAGAGAAGGGUACGAGACCGAGAAUCCUGGUUCCAGAGAAAGGGGGGACAGAGUAGAGGAGGAUCCUGCCAGACCUCCACCUUCCUCUGGUGGAAGUCAUUAGAUGCAUUAAAACCGGUAGAAAAGUUAAUAAUCUACACGGCAGGCAUCUCUAUAGGAAGUUCAGUAGGUCCUGCUUUAGCAUCUUCGCACACACACACACACACACACACUACACACACACACACACACACACACUACACACACACACA
Molecule: messenger RNA, 2748 nt
Organism: Scleropages formosus (Asian bonytongue)
Lineage: Eukaryota; Metazoa; Chordata; Actinopteri; Osteoglossiformes; Osteoglossidae
Gene: gata3
Product: GATA binding protein 3
Exons: 6
Coding region: 724-2055 (443 amino acids)
Biological process (GO): positive regulation of transcription by RNA polymerase II; embryonic organ development; regulation of epithelial cell differentiation
Cellular component (GO): nucleus
Molecular function (GO): DNA-binding transcription factor activity, RNA polymerase II-specific; RNA polymerase II cis-regulatory region sequence-specific DNA binding; zinc ion binding
Source: RefSeq, a predicted model, not a curated record